GGAGUAGGGAAGGGAAGGAGUUCGCGUUCGCCCUAGCCAUAUUGGAACUACACAGAAAACUCUGCCGUCGAGUUUGGUUAUAUCUAUAUUUUCGUUAUUUCCCGUUGUUCGCAAUCAUUUAACGAUCCCUUUUUUAGUUUUAUUCAGUUCCGGUGUUGUUGUUCAUUCCUUUGUGCGCCAGCAUGUUGGGAUUAAGAUAAGACAAUUCCAUUCUAAUAAUAAUGUCAACGUCCCACUGUUGCAUAAGUGCAGAAUUGUUUUCUGAAAUUUAACUUAUUCUCUACUGAAAGAAAAGAUGAAAAUAUCUAUUUUUAUCUGUCUCCUGUCAGUCAGUUUUGUCAGUCUUGAACACCGACUUUGCAAUUUGAACGAGUACUGGUCAAACGAAGAAGAGAUUUGUUUGCCAUGCACAAAAUGCCCACCACAUCAGCUUACAAUGAGACCGUGUCAGGGCCACAAGGACACGGUUUGCAAACCGAUGUCCAACUUGUCGAAAUUGGACCUGCCUUGGGUGAAGAGGAAGCAUCACAAGACAACGAUUCACUUUGAGACUGAUAACAUAGAUGACAACGAUGAUGAUAUAUAUAAGGACAUAUUUAGCAAGCACCUUGACAAACUGGGGCAUUCUAAGAGGCAGAAAGACUUUGAUCAUCGCAAAAAUAAAAAACAUUAUACCUUCGGCCAAAGGGUUAAUGACAAAUUCCUUGACUGGGAUGAUGUCGAAGAAGUAAAUAGUAGGAAGCACAGGAAGCACUCAAUCCUUCCUUUAGAAAACAAACGUCAACAUAUCUUGGAACCUUUAUCAUCGUCUAAAGACGAUGAUGAUGACGACUUUUCAGAUGAAUUGCCACAUAAAAAGCACAGUAUGUUUAGAUUUGAUUCAAAACUUCAAGAAAAAGCCAAUAAAAAAAGUAGUCAUCAUUCCAAAAUAGAGGAUGAAGAUAUUCUUAAACAAUGGUUGAUGCAGUCGAAAAAACAGUUCAAACUUAAGAAGAAAAAUCUUUUAAAAAAUCUUAAAGAUGAAAAGAGUGAUAUAGACAGUGAAGAAAGUUCAUUCUCAAAUAAAGACAGUACAUCAUCAUCGAAAGAAGAUUAUGCAGACAGAAAAAAAAAGGUCAAACUUAAUUAUCCCUUGUAUAAUAACAAAGGAAAAAUUGAUAACUGGCAGCAUUCUAACUCUCAUAAAGAAGUGCAGCACAAAUACUUUGCAGAUGUGGACGAGCAAUUAUUCAAGGACCUUAUAAAAACCGACGAGAGAGAAAUGGAUUUAGCAACUCUUUUAUCAAACAAAAGAGAGCCAUUUUCAUAUAAAUCCGCUUCAUCUUCACACAAUAUGUUUCUCAGUGAACCAUCAUCAAUUUCAGAAUUAAUGGGAAGAUUAAAUAAUCCUGGGGAAAUGAUCAAGGAGGAGGUAGGGAGGAACGUGAUCUACGAAAAAUCAAAAAUCAGCGUACUUCCGAUGCCAAAAGAUAAUGAAGCUGAUGUAAUUUCUGUGCCAUUUACUGCCGCUGAAAGGUUCGUUUGGGACUGGCAAGCUUUAGCCCUCUGCUCGGCACUUUUCGCGUGCCUCGUCUUCUUCAUAGUUGUCGCAAUGUACAGCAUUAUUAACACACGCCAAUGGAAAAGAACUAAAAGAAAUUACACCACAGAACUUGAAGAGAUGUCAACUAGGAUAGCGUUGAUGCAUCCAACAUCAGAGGUUGUAAUGCCUGAAAAAUGUGAGACUUCCAAGAUUGAAAACUUCCCUUCAAACGAUUCGCAAAAGUCCUGAUUCGAGGACUUUCAACGAUUAUAUUUAUCCUCUUUGUAUAAAUGAUGUAUAUUUUCCAACUCAACAUAUCCAUGUCUAACUUUUUUAUUCUGUGAUAUAACUUCUCCAAUUGGCCGAUGAUUACUUUUGUAUUUAAACAAAUAUAUUGUAAUCGACUUUCACAAUAAAGGUGUAUAAAUUGUUAAUUAGGCUUAAAAUUCAAUAUUUUCAGAUAUGACUAACUAGUUUGUUUUUUAACUAUUAAUUUACACUGUAGCAAGAAUAUUUAAGACAGUUUUCUUUAAAUUAUUUUGACUGUAAGCUGAUGAAAUUUGUUGAAAAAUACACUAUUUGCCUUACAAUUAGACUAACCAACUAGAUGUACUGAUUUGGUAUAAACAAAGUUUCAUCUUUACUCAGAAAAAUAAAUAUUCUUUCUUACAAGGCGAUGGGAUACAAACAUCAUUAUUUUUUAUUUUUUUAUUUUUAAAUUAGAAAGUAGCAAAUUUGUGCUUGCUUUUAUGAUUUUGUAUUAAUAACUGAACAAAAGGUUCUUGUUUUAUACAUAUGUAAUAUUGCUUUUUAUAAUAUUGUUUUAAGGUGUAUAUUUUAUUUUUGUUUAUGUUGGCCGUUUAAUAUUUUCAACUAAACUUUUUAAUACAUAACUCAUUUGUGAAACGUGGUGAGGUUUUGAAAGGUGAUGAACUUGUAUGUAGCCUAGAAUAAACAUUGUUGAAUUCACACGAUUAAAUUUUUAUCAACAAUGAACAUUAAUGAAAAGUAUGUUGUAAUCUAUAAUAAUUAUUAAUUAAUAAUAUCAUCCUAGUACUAUACUUUUUAUCAUGUUUUUAAUUUUUUUAUUAAGCAUUUCAUGCCUAAUUUGUCUAUUCUUUCUCCACAAUCUAUGCAUUAAUACUUUUGUGUAAUGUUGUACAAAAAAUGUAUUUACAUAAUUCACGUUUAUAUAAUAUGAUAUAAGAUAAAAUACAAUAUUAUAUAAGAAAAUGUAUUUAUCAUUAAUAAUGAAUGAACAGAACUUUGAGGCAAGCAAUUGUCAAGCGGAGUAUUUCUGUCCAUAUUUCUUUAUGUAAAAACAAGAAACAAUCUAAUUCAAAAAAGGGGAAAAAACAUUUUUAAUAAUAUAAGACCUUAUGGUUUUAUUUAUAUUUGAAAGUUUAAUUUUUCUCUAUUUAAUUUACUUAUAAUAUGUUGUGUUUCAUUUAUGGAUAAUAUACUUUUGAAUACUUA
Molecule: messenger RNA, 2998 nt
Organism: Cimex lectularius (bed bug)
Lineage: Eukaryota; Metazoa; Arthropoda; Insecta; Hemiptera; Cimicidae
Gene: wgn
Exons: 3
Coding region: 296-1771 (491 amino acids)
Molecular function (GO): protein binding
Source: RefSeq, a predicted model, not a curated record